GAUUAGAAGUCACAUGUAUGCAAAAAAAAUAUGCAAAGCCCCACCGAAACUGAAGAAGCUCGAAAGGGCUCUCUGAAUGAGCGGCUGGAUCGGCAUAUGGCAUGGAAACGCGAAUUCUUUCGCACUCGCUCACCACCACCUGCGAUUGGUCGUAUCCAUCGCCGACAAGCAGGGCACAAGGGCGGUGCGCCAGUGCACAUCACCUUUAAGAGAGCGCGUGAAAUUGCGUUUCAGCAAACCCCAUCCGACGAUUGCGCUGCAGCCCACGAUGUGCCAAACAGCCAAGAGGACUCAACGGAACCUCUGAAGAUGAGUCGACACAAACAGUGGUUGGCGCAGAUGCGGGAGGAGCGCGCCCGCCGAAGUCCUUUCACAGACCUUCAAAUUCAUUCGAACGCUCAGAAGACGGUGAUUAUGGCCAAUCUGCACCCAGAUACUAUCGAGGAAGAUGUACGGCGCUUUGCAGACCAGUUUGGCCGUGUUGUGCAGGUGCGCAUUGUGCGACACAACCGGACCGGGAAAAGCCGCCGCUACGCAUUUGUGGAGUAUGGUCUGACAGGGGAGGCUCGUAGGGCGACAACAUAUAGCAAGAAAAAGCGCCUCAAGGGUCGCUCUAUCAUUAUAGACAUAGAGCGCGGUCGCAUUGAGGUAGGCUUUCUUCCAAAGCGCUUGGCUGAAGCGGCGAGGUAUGAACCCAGCGAUGCAGACACAAAAAUCUACGAGAAAUCAACAUCACAGCUCACAAAUGCCAGCGUUCUAGACUCGCAAAGAAUGAUGAAGUCUGUUGAAUCUAACGAGUGCGAUGAUGACGAUGCCUUCCUUAACGCCAUAUUGAACAACUAG
This is a messenger RNA of Phytomonas sp. EM1, 843 nucleotides long. NCBI's taxonomy places the organism in Eukaryota, Euglenozoa, Kinetoplastea, Trypanosomatida, Trypanosomatidae. The record is from the annotation of a GenBank genome assembly.